ACGUGCCGAUCCGGUUCACCGAUUUCGGUUUCAACUGGAAGUGCCCAUAGCGUUGACAUCACGGUUGCAAAUUCCAAGAAGACCAACCCAAAACCAAAACCAAAACCAAAACCCGUUUCGCAGAUAAACAACUUGUGGCAUCCAUCCAACCCGUAAUACUCCCAAAACCCAAUUUCGUUUUGAUUCAAACUUCUUCGGAUAUUCAAUCAAUUUACUCCCAUUCGACCUUCAACUCCAUAGCCAGCUCCCUCCUCCAAGACUUCCAGCAAAGACUGCAAAUUUUGGUUAAUUUCUGCAAACCCUUUUGCUGAUUUUUGUUAAAGAGGUCGAAUUUCUGGGAUUUGAGAGCACCCAUUUGAGCGGAGAUGGAGAUUGACAAGGCAAUAAAAGAGUGUGAUGAUCGAAGGCUGAAGACCAAGUACAACAACGCUAUCUAUGUUAUUCAGAGAGCUCUUGCGCUCUACUCUAUUGAAGAGGUUGCCUUCAGCUUCAAUGGGGGAAAGGAUUCAACUGUUUUGUUGCACCUACUCAGGGCUGGCUACUUUUUGCAUAAAGGGGAGCAAAGCUGUUCCAACGAGUGUGUGAAAGAUUUUCCUAUGCGAACGAUAUAUUUUGAGAGCCCAUCUGCUUUCCCUGAAAUCAACUCGUUUACUUAUGAUGCAGCCACUACCUAUGGUUUGCAACUAGAUAUCAUCCGCUCUGAUUUCAAGUCUGGUUUGGAGGAUUUACUUAAAUCAAAACCAAUCAAAGCUAUUUUCCUUGGUGUCCGAAUCGGUGAUCCUACUGCGGUUGGUCAAGAUCAAUUCUCUCCUAGUUCAGUUGGAUGGCCACCCUUCAUGAGGGUGAAUCCUAUAUUGGAUUGGUCAUACAGAGAUGUGUGGGCCUUUCUCUUAACUUGCAAAGUGCAGUACUGCAGUCUUUAUGAUCAAGGUUAUACUUCAAUUGGAAGCAUACAUGACACAGUUCCAAAUGCAUUAUUGAGCAUUAACAAUUCAUCUGACAACAAAGAAGUAUUUAGACCUGCGUAUUUACUUUCUGAUGGAAGAUUAGAGAGAGCCGGGAGGGUUAAAAAACUUCCUCCUUCAGUUCGUGGGAAUAAGCCUGCUGCUAUCAAUGGCCUUGAUGGUGUGGGCUUACAUAAGAGUGGCCUACUCAUGGCCUCAGCCAUUGCUGUGGGGGAUGAGAUUUUGUUUGGCACUGUUGAGGAUCAAUUAGGGCCUUCACUGUGUAGAAAGCUCCAUUCUAUUGGCUGGUCGGUAUCACAAACUGUUGUUGUUCGGAAUGAUGUAGAUGCUGUGGCCGAAGAAGUCGAGCAACGCCAAUCAACUGAUGAUAUGGUAUUUAUGUAUGGAGGGGUUGGCCCACUGCACUCAGAUGUCACUUUGGCAGGUGUUGCAAAGGCUUUCGCAGUUCGUCUGGCUCCUGAUGAAGAAUUUGAAGAAUAUCUGAGGCAUCUUAUAGGUGAUCAAUGCACUGGUGACCGGAAUGAGAUGGCUCUUUUGCCUGAAGGUAUCACUGAACUAUUGCAUCAUGAAAAGCUGAUUGUCCCUUUGAUCAAGUGUAAAAAUGUAAUAAUCUUUACGGCAACAAAUGUCUUGGAGCUGGAUGAGCAGUGGAACUGUCUAAUUGAACUAAUGAUAUCCGAUGGUGGGCUAGCAACGAUGCAACCAUUUGUAUCUAGGCACUUGACAACAAACCUUACAGAUGUAGAAAUUGCUCAACCUCUGUCAAAACUUUGCCUGGAGUUUCCAGACCUUUACAUUGGUUGUCGUCGCAAAUCAAGGAAGGAGCCUCUUAUAAUCUAUUUUGAGGGCAAGGACCAAGAUCAAAUUCAAUCAGCCAUAGAGGCAUUGUGCAAGAAGUUCCAUCCGGGGGCUUUCGUAGAAACAGCGGUUGUUCAACUGGUCUUCUGAGGCUUCAAAAUGCUGAGUUAUCCUGCACUUGAACCGGCCUCUCUUGUACGAAAAUGAUGAUGGAACAAGCAGAACCCUCUCAGUAUAUUUGAAUGGAAGAAGGAGAUCAUUGAAGUGGAAUUUGGAAGGGGAGCAAGACGAGAAGGAAAACAUUACAACAUUAUAGAUGCUGGUAGCUGGGCAAAGCCCCCCCUCCCUAUGAAAUUGGGGAAAUGUUUAACUAAUGAUUAUGGACAAACGAACUUCGCACUGGAUGCAAUCUAACUCAGUUUACAAUUCUAUUUGAGGUGAUCGACCGGACGGUUCUUUUCGAUCACUUGUUAGCUUUAUCUUGGUCAAUCACACAAAUCCAAUGUACAACUAACAAAUUAACGUAUUAAGGUUCACUUGACAUGAAUCUAACGAUGUCACUUAUGUUAGUGUCGUAUGAAUAAUUUUAUUGCCUGUUUAACUGCUAAUUAUACAAAUAAAAUGUUGAAAUUGUAUAGGGUGUUUUUAUGGUGAAGAAUUUAUGCUAGUGUGGGAACUGCAUGUUCUUGGUUGUGA
This is a messenger RNA of Malus domestica (apple), 2459 nucleotides long. RefSeq lists its product as uncharacterized. Gene Ontology annotation, molecular function: FMN adenylyltransferase activity. Gene Ontology annotation, biological process: FAD biosynthetic process. Lineage: Eukaryota; Viridiplantae; Streptophyta; Magnoliopsida; Rosales; Rosaceae. The record is from RefSeq and is a predicted model, not a curated record.